Molecule: messenger RNA, 1152 nt
Organism: Paraglomus brasilianum
Lineage: Eukaryota; Fungi; Glomeromycota; Glomeromycetes; Paraglomerales; Paraglomeraceae
Source: the annotation of a GenBank genome assembly
AUGGACGCGUGGCCAAUCUUAAAUGCUGAUGUUAUCCAACUUAUCCUCAAUUAUCUGAGUAUCCGCGAAUUACAGUCUGCACUUUUAGUCAAUCGACUAUGGUGCCGAGCUGCUCUUCCAAUAUAUUGGAAAGCCCCGUUCAGUUAUACGGCGAAAAGAAGUAGGGUCGCGACAAAGACCUACGAACUGUUCCUUGAACGUACCGUUUCAACGCGUUACGAUUAUCCAUCGAUGCUUAAAGAACUAAAUUUCACAAACCUGCUGGCAACUUUAGACGAAAAGGAUUGCUUCACAAAGAUCAACAAAAUACUCCAAAUGCUAUUGUUUCAUGGCGUUCGUCUGGAAUCUUUUAUCAUGGAUAAUUCUGGUACUAAACAUGAAAGAGUGUAUGCAAGUUGGGCAACACCGGUAUACGCCCCCAUAUUCAGUUCGCUCUCUUUCGUCAAAAUACGUACCCCUUUUCAGAAAACUAACGUCUUAAAGAUGCUAGCAAAAAGUUGCACCACACUGUUCCAUCUCGACAUGCAUCUUCACGACAACUCUACCAGUCGCGUUGAUGAAUCGCUAUGUUAUCUGAACGAACUGAUUUCUGCACAGACCUGUUUGUUGAGUCUUCGGCUGGUAUUUCCAAACGGUUUGGGCAGAAAACUAUUCCCAAUACUUCAAGCUCACCCUGAACGUUUCAAACGUAUUGAACUUGUAAAAUGGAACUUUAGAGGUUGUGAAUGGCCAUGGCUGGCACAAUGUCCGAAUUUGAUAGAAUUUGCACUCACAAGCUAUCUUGCACGGGAUCUUGAGGACGUCCUGGGUACCAAUCACGAACCACAUCGUUUGCAAGCGUCGAAAAGUUCAAGGUUAACAACUGCGCACUGGCAUCUUAAAGGAAAUGAUGAAAAGUUUUACUUUCACCCAGACGAGUCAUCGCUAGAACCAUACGACGACAUACCUCCACCGGCGGAAAGCGAAAAGGGAAGCGCCUCACGGACGAGACCCAGACCAACGAUCAGACCCAAAUCAAUGAUGUUCCGCAGUUCUCACGAUCUCAAAGGCAAUUAUUCGGCACUUAUAGACAAGUUGUUGUCGAAUAUGCUUAGUGGGAAUGGGAAUAUUAAUAUGUUUAGUGGGAAUGGUAAUAUAUACCGAUCACUAUGA